UUCGUAAACACAGCACAAGUGGAUCUGUCCGAGCAUGGUCGCUGAGCCUUCGGGGGACGUCCUGUGGUGUUUGGAAUUCUAACACUGAAUGUCGGCGUGGGGCAUCUGAGGAGCAGGCCUGUUGCAGCGCAUUGACCAAAUUGUCACCUGCAGUUAUCAGCUUUUGGAGAUCUUUGAGGAAUUGUUGGAGAACCAGGCUACCAUUGAUCUACCGAUGAGACAGCCAGCGGGGAAUAUCUCUGACAUGUAGGGGUGUAAUUGUUCCAACAAAGUAGGUCAUGCAUUGCGAAUGUCCUUUAUCCAUGACAAUAAAGACUCAAACAAACAUGAAUGGCGAUGGCAGCCAAAAGCUUUUUGUGUCAACCUUCAGGAUGCACAUCAAGCCCCCGAAUGCAUUGUCUGCACAAACAAGUCGGCUUAGAAUCAUCGAUUCCCGGACCCCGGUUAAAUGCUCAGAAACAGAGUUUCGUUUAAAAAGUCUGGAGCCCCCCGUCUUCAUACAGCCCUUGGAGGACUGCUGUGUGGAUGAAGGAAGUGAUAUUGUGGUGAGAGGCGUUGUUAAAGGGAGUCAACCCAUCACAGUGAUGUGGCUACACAAUGGGGAAGCAGCCCAUUUUGGGAAAGCUUGCUUUGAUGGCAGAGAGGUGAAAUUCGUUGUGAGAGAAUGUCUGCCUGAAGAUGCUGGGGCCUAUACAUGCCUGGUGGAAAACAGUGCGGGGAAGAAGUCCUGCAGCGCGGCUGUAUGCGUCCGAGACUUUGAAACUAAAUUUAGUGGUUUGAAGUUCCCCAUUUCACCAUCUAAGAGCAUUGAGGCCAACGGAAAGUCAUCACCGACUCGCAAUGAGUUGCAGAAAUUCAAAGGAUCCACCUGCAGCUCACCUGUAAGCCCUGACAGGCAGAGCCCAGUGUCGUCACCAAGAGUCAUCCCAAAGAAGAGAGCCAACUCAGCAACAGGCCCUGUAUUACAUUUCACAAAUCCACCACAACACCUGGAGGUGAAGGCCGGGCAAACUGCCAAGCUGUCGUGCUCUUUCAGAGGAAGCCCCCCUGUCGCGUCCUGCUGGAUCAGAAACAAGGAGGAGCAGGUAGUGGAUGGUACAGAUCUGUGGACGGAGAAUACAGAUGAGAGCACCACCUUAGUUAUUGCAAAUGCUGAACCGCAGCACACGGGUCGCUACACUGUGGUGCUGAAGGACCGCAAAAGCUCAGCUCAACACACACUUACCCUUGCUGUCAUUGAGAGACCUGAGCCCCCGGCUUCGUGCCCUGUGGUCUCCCUCCUGUCUGAGUCUAGUCUGGUGCUGUCCUGGUCGGGCCCUUGUUACGACGGCGGCAGUGCCAUAGUGGGUUAUGUGGUUGAGGUGAAUAACCAAGGAUGUGCUGAGAACUGGGUUGAGCUCACUGACCAGUGUGAGAGCACUUCGUACAUAGUGUGCGCCGGGCUCCAACCGAAUCACGAGUACUGCUUCAGAGUGAGGGCCUUCAACCCUGCGGGGGUGAGCGAGCCCAGCCCGGUUUCAUCAGCAGUUAGGAUGGAACAGAAAGAUUGUGAGAAGCCAGACGACCCUAGUCCAGAGUAUACACUCGUCACUAUAGACUCAACUCAUAAAGUCACAGAUCACUACAUUCUGCAAGAGAAGUUGGGGAUGGGGAAAUUUGGCCUGGUGUUCAAGCUCACCCACAAAGAGACGGGCCACGUGUGUGCUGGGAAAUUCUAUAAAGGACGCCGAGCUGCAGAAAGAGAGGCUGCACGCAGAGAGAUCGAGCUGAUGAACCACCUCCAUCAUCCCAAGCUGGUUCAGUGUUUGGCUGCUUAUGAUCACAAACCUGAGAUGGUCAUGGUUAUGGAGUUCAUCCCAGGCGGGGAAUUGUUUGAGCGUAUUGUUGAUGACAACUUUGAACACACUGAGCUGGCCAGCGUGCGCUACAUGCAGCAGAUUCUGGAGGGGGUCGCCUACAUUCAUCAGCAGAAAAUUGUUCACCUGGACCUCAAGCCUGAAAACAUUGUGUGUGUCGACACCAACGGUCACUCCAUUAAGAUCAUUGAUUUUGGAUUAGCUAGCAAGAUCGAUGAUAAGACACCUCUGAAGGUGAUGCAUGGAACUCCCGAGUUUGUUGCACCUGAAGUUAUCAACUAUGAGCCUGUGCAUUUGGCCACUGACAUGUGGAGCGUUGGAGUUAUCUGCUACAUCCUGCUCAGUGGAGAGUCUCCUUUCCAAGGAGAAAGUGAUGCAGAGACUCUGGCCCUGGUCACAUCAGCUCAGUGGGAAUUUGAUGAAGAGAGCUUUAGCGAUAUAACCGAAGAGGCCAAACAUUUCAUCAGCUCCCUGCUUGUCAAAGUCCCCAGGCGACGGAUGUCCUGUGAAGAAGCCCUCGCUCAUCCCUGGAUCGCUGCUUUUGAUUCUGGAGACCUCACCUCUACAAAGAGUCUGUCCAAAGAGAAGAUGAAGAGGUUUUUAGCCAGGCAAAAGUGGAAGAAAGCUGGAAAGGCCAUGCUCGCCCUAAAGAGAAUGACUCUGUUGUCUAAAAGUGACAGCUGUGUGUCUCCAACAACCCCUGGAGAGGUCUCACUCAUGAGCCCCGAAGCAAAGUGCGCUCUACAGUCUUUGGAACUUAAGAUGCAGGGUCCACCUGUGUUCACGCAGAAGUUGGAAGAUCAGACUGUAACUCAGGGCUCUUCUGCCCGUCUGUCCUGUAACCUCACAGGAUAUCCUGACCCAGAGGUGGUGUGGCUGUGUGGAGAUGAACCUCUGGAGGAGUCCUCCGCUGUGCAGAUAGAAUACGAUGAAGAUGGAUGCUGUGCACUGAUUUUAACAGACGUUUGCAUGCAAGACACCAAUGUUUACACCUGUAGAGCCACCAACGACCACGGGGAAACCUACUGCUCUGCAAAACUGACUGUUCAAAAGUAAAUGCAUCUCAUCUAAACAUGCAGAGAGGAUUUCUGUGGAAGAUGUGUGUGUUUUGCAUUGUACAUUGUUGCAGAUGGAGGAGGAUGUUUCUGCUCUGACUUAUACCUAAAUAUUGGCUUUAACACAAAGUUUUAGGUGGAACUGUGAAGCUUUCUGUGCAGCUACAACUUUGAAUAAUUUCACACAUUUUCUUUUCUAAGAAAUUUGGUUUUCAAAUCAUCACUAUUUUAUCUAGAGAAUAAAGUUAUUGAAUAGAAAAUCCUGUGUUUUGUAUAUAAACUGUUUUAAUAAUCUAAAACUCGAAUAAAAUGUAUCUUGUUUGUUUUUUUGUUUAUUAAACCUAAAAUUAGUCUUA
Molecule: messenger RNA, 3267 nt
Organism: Oryzias latipes (Japanese medaka)
Lineage: Eukaryota; Metazoa; Chordata; Actinopteri; Beloniformes; Adrianichthyidae
Gene: mylk5
Product: myosin, light chain kinase 5
Biological process (GO): protein phosphorylation
Molecular function (GO): protein kinase activity; ATP binding; protein binding
Source: RefSeq, a predicted model, not a curated record